Molecule: messenger RNA, 2449 nt
Organism: Centropristis striata (black sea bass)
Lineage: Eukaryota; Metazoa; Chordata; Actinopteri; Perciformes; Serranidae
Gene: c5ar1
Product: complement C5a receptor 1
Exons: 3
Coding region: 30-1106 (358 amino acids)
Biological process (GO): complement receptor mediated signaling pathway; phospholipase C-activating G protein-coupled receptor signaling pathway; chemotaxis
Cellular component (GO): plasma membrane
Molecular function (GO): complement receptor activity; G protein-coupled receptor activity
Source: RefSeq, a predicted model, not a curated record
CAGACCAACCAACUAACCGUGUAGCAGCCAUGGAUUAUGGGGAAAUUGACUUCAACAUCACUGAUCCGGACUACGUGGUCCCGGACUACGGGGACAGUGACACUCUGGGCCCUCGGAUCCAGCCGCUCCAGGUGGCGGCCCUGUUCUUCUACAGCCUGGUGGUGCUCUUGGGGGUCCCUGGGAACGCGGUGGUGGUGUGGGUGACGGGGUUCUGCAUGCCGCGCUCCGUCACCUCGCUGUGGUUCCUGAACCUGGCGCUGGCCGACCUGCUGUGCUGCCUGUCUGUCCCCCUGCUGAUGGUCCCUCUGGCCCACGACGACCACUGGCACUUCGGGCCCCUGGCCUGCACGCUGAGCAAGGGCCUCUUCUACCUGGUGAUGCACUGCAGCAUCCUGCAGCUGGUGGUGAUCAGCGUGGACCGCUGGCUGCUGGUCAGCAGACCCGUGUGGUGCCAGAACCACCGGCGGCCCCGGCAGGGGGCCCUGCUGUGUGUGGGGGUCUGGGGCCUCGCUCUGGUGGUCAGCAUCCCCAUGUUCCUGUACACCCAGGAGAGAGGGGCCGGGGAGGAGAAGAGGGAGUGUCCCACCAGCUACUCCCCCCUCCUCACCUCCUACCGCUUCCUGGUGGGCUUCUUCUUCCCCUUCCUGGUCAUCGUGGCAGCCCACUGCGUGGUGUACCGCAAGGCGGAGAGCGGGUUGUCCGGAGGGUCCCGGGGCCGCUCCAGACGCACCCUGAGGGUCAUCGUGGCCGUGGUGCUCAGCUUCUUCUUCUGCUGGCUGCCUCUGCACACCGUGGACUUCCUGAGCUUGGGGGUCCCGCGGAGCUCCCCCCACAGCCCCAAACUCUACCUGGCCCACGUCCUUGCUCUCUGCUUGGCGUAUUUCAACAGCUGCCUCAACCCGCUGCUCUACGUCUGUCUGGGCCGCGGCUUCAAAGACAGCAUGAACCGCUCGCUGAGGAAUAUCCUGCACUUCAUCAGCGAGGAUCCUUCGAUGAAGCCGGAGGAACCGGAGAGAAGCCGCGCUGACAACGGGAGAACAUGCAAACUCCAAACAGAAGAGCCGAAAGCCGGAUCCAUUGCUCUAGCUCUGAGGCCAAAGUGCUAACACACACUAGCUUAUAUAGUCGCUAAAGACUCUAAAUAUAUGAGGCUCCAAGGACACAGUGUGUAUUCACACUACAGGACUAAAGUCUGGAGGCAACAUUCUGUUCUCAAUGUCUUUGUUAAAAACCAGUGUGUAUUCUCUGUAUUUCUGGAUGUGUUUACUAUAUGAUCAGACUUUACCUUUAUUGAAUUGAACCAUUUUCCUCCAUUGACCUUUAGGUAAACAUUGAUGUUAUCAGACCAUCGGUGAAUAAAUGUUACCAAAAGAAAAGAAGGGCUUAGUUUUAGGGUUGAGGAGAUUCGGAAGAGUCACAACUUCAGUUCAAAAGUCAAAAGCAAAGUUUGCAUUAUUCACUUUAUCUCUUUGUCUUUUGAGAGUUUGGAGACAAAAAUCCCAAUACAUCUCAACUGUGUUCAUAUCUCUGACAAAAGAAACGAGUUCAGAUUUAUACAUUAAGGAAAGAAGGAAACACAAAAUCUAAGCAAUAGAAACCCAAAGACCUGAUAAUUAGAGUCAAAUGUGUUCUAAUAAGUGACUCUUUAUAUAAUAAUCAUGUUUAUUUUGUUGCAAAGUAUAGCAAUGAAACUAUGAUCUUUUUAGUACAAAUCUGAUCUUGCUUCCAGAUGUUUGUCCCGUAGUGUUCAUACAGAAAUGUUUAUCCUGGGACUCGUUGUUUUAGUGUCUUAGAGACAGUAAAGUUGUCAUAUUAAGGACAAUAUUAUAUUAAGGUUGUCAUAUUAAAGUCAGUCCAGUGAAAAGCUCCACAUCACAUCACAUCAACACUCAUCCUCAUUUUGUACAAUUCAUCAUGUUAAUUUAUAUUGUUUUAUAUGAAUCUUUCUGUGCUUGGGCAAUUUAAGAAUAAACAGACCAAUAAAAUGUGUUAAAGCACCAAAAUUAAGAGCAAACUUGCCUUUAUUUACAAACUACAUUCAUUUCAAACAAGGCCACAUGAUGGUAUAUACAGAAACAUACAUAUUUACAAAGUGUCCAAGUCUGAUUCUCUAUGUUUCAAUGAAACUUAAACAAACUGAACAUGCUGAACCCUCCUGCUGCUGCUCACAGUCUACACACUGGAAAAAAGGUGUUUAAAAACCAGAUAAAACAGUAAAUCUGAGGGAAAUGAUCUUUCAGAUAAUUUACCUUGACAAGAUUUCUUAAAUUAAGAUUAUUAAAUCUAGAAAUAAGCAUGUUGAACACUUAAAAUAAGAAAUUAACUCUUAAAACCAGAUAAAUGAUCUAACACUUCUAAAUCUAAAGUUUUUUUAUCUUGGUAAGAACCAAAUAAUCAUCAGGUCACUCUGCUCGGGCCAGUUCAUCGCUGCUGGCAGCUUUAAUUUAUC